Athene cunicularia (burrowing owl) is the source of this 9215-nucleotide messenger RNA. It is a transcript of the gene PDE1C, whose product is annotated as phosphodiesterase 1C. Gene Ontology annotation, biological process: signal transduction. Gene Ontology annotation, molecular function: 3',5'-cyclic-nucleotide phosphodiesterase activity. The transcript has 18 exons. The record is from RefSeq and is a predicted model, not a curated record. NCBI's taxonomy places the organism in Eukaryota, Metazoa, Chordata, Aves, Strigiformes, Strigidae. The coding region runs from base 95 to 2230 and encodes 711 amino acids.
AUAGAUAUUCCAGGGCAGCUAAGAGCGAGCUCCAGCGCUCUGCUUCCACGGGGGGAGAGACAGGCUGCUGCUGAAAGUACAAGCUGGCAGGAUCAUGACAGAGCCAAGCAGCAGAAAGGAAGGAUUUAAAAAAUGCCGGAGUGCUACUUUCAGCAUCGAUGGCUAUAGCUUUACAAUUGUUGCAAACGAGACAGGUGACAAAAAUGCGCGACCACUUUCACGAUUUGCCCGGUCUAAAUCACAAAACUGCUUGUGGAACACCAUUAUUGGUGGGCUGACUGGCAACCUCAAGGAAAGGUCAAAGCCGACCAUCAUCAGUGACCCUAGACCUCCUGAAGAAAUCUUAGCAGAUGAACUACCACCAGUGGACAGUCCUGAGGCACUGGUGAAAACAUCUUUCAGAUUGCGGUCUUUGGUAAAGCAGUUAGAGAGAGGAGAAGCUUCAGUUGUAGACCUAAAGAAGAAUUUGGAAUAUGCCGCGACCGUUCUUGAGUCAGUAUAUAUUGACGAAACUAGGCGUUUACUGGACACAGAAGAUGAGCUCAGUGACAUCCAGUCUGACUCUGUGCCCUCAGAGGUUCGGGACUGGUUGGCUUCUACCUUCACACGGCAAAUGGGGAUGAUGCUUAAAAGGACAGAGGAAAAACCCCGGUUUAGGAGUAUUGUCCAUGCAGUACAAGCUGGAAUAUUUGUGGAAAGAAUGUACAGACGGACUUCAAAUAUGGUCGGUUUGAGCUACCCACCAGCUGUAAUUGGAGUGCUAAAGCAUGUAGACAAGUGGUCCUUUGAUGUAUUUGCACUAAAUGAUGCCAGCGGGGAUCAUGCACUGAAAUUCAUUUUCUAUGAACUUCUCACCCGCUAUGAUCUGAUCAACCGUUUCAAGAUCCCCAUUUCUGCCCUGGUGUCCUUUGUGGAAGCUCUGGAGGUUGGAUACAGCAAACACAAAAAUCCUUAUCACAACCUAAUGCACGCCGCAGAUGUGACACAGACAGUCCAUUACCUCCUUUUCAAGACGGGCGUAGUGCACUGGUUGACAGAGCUGGAGAUCUUUGCUAUGAUAUUCGCAGCUGCCAUCCAUGACUAUGAACACACUGGAACCACCAACAACUUUCACAUCCAAACACGGUCAGACUCAGCCAUUCUAUAUAAUGACCGGUCUGUGCUUGAAAAUCACCACGUUAGUGCUGCGUAUCGCCUUUUGCAAGAUGAUGAAGAGAUGAAUAUUUUAUCUAAUCUUUCAAAGGACGACUGGAGGGAAUUCAGAGCUCUAGUGAUUGAGAUGGUGUUGGCCACCGAUAUGUCGUGUCACUUCCAGCAAAUCAAAGCCAUGAAGAAUGCUUUGCAGCAGCCAGAAGGAAUUGACAAGCCGAAAGCCUUAUCACUGUUGUUGCAUACAGCAGAUAUCAGUCAUCCAGCCAAGGCCUGGGAUCUCCAUCAUCGCUGGACCAUGUCUUUGCUAGAGGAGUUCUUCAGACAGGGCGACAAAGAAGCAGAACUAGGGCUUCCCUUCUCUCCACUGUGUGAUCGCAAGUCUACUAUGGUUGCUCAGUCUCAGAUAGGUUUCAUUGAUUUCAUCGUGGAACCCACUUUUACUGUGCUGACUGAUAUGACCGAGAAGAUUGUGACUCCGCUCAUCGAUGAAGCUUCCCGCUCUGGCAUGUCUGGGUUCAGGCGUUCCAGUCUGAAUAGCAUUAGUCCCUCCGAAGUUAAAAGAUCAAGUGUCAAGAGCACUGGGUCCGAAGGAAGUGCCUCACUCAACUGCUCCAUACUCACUGUGGACUUCAAAUGUUUUAAAGCCACCUGGACGGAGGUGGUGCAGCAGAACCGGGAGAAGUGGAAAGCACAAGCCACCAAAGAAGAAAAAGCUAAGAAAGAAGCAGAGGAAAAUACUCAUCAGGGAACAGAUGAAAAGGAUGAGAAGAAGCCAGCUGAAGAUGCCACAGAAGCAAAGACAGAGAACAGCAAAGAGCCAAAUACUGGGGAAAAGAAAAGUUCAGAUUCCAAUAAGAAUCAUGUAAAUGGGACUCGGCAAACUGGGGUGAACAAACACGAAGCCUCUCAAGGGAAGAAUGCACCUAGGACAGAUAAGGAAACAGACUCUCAUCAUGCAGUGGGAGAAGAGAAACAGCAUGUCCAGUAUGUUGAAUUAAAGGAAGACAAUAAGUUGGACAAAAAAGAUCAGUCCGGUGUGGGGGAUGAAUCAAAGAAAACAGAUGAUACAGAAGAAUAAAAAUAUAUAAAAAAAGAGACUGCAAAUUUAUUUCAUCAUUUUAGCUGAGCUUCUUCAUUCCUGUUCUCCUCCUCCUUCUGCAAAGACCAGUUUCUGGGGAAGGCGUUAAACAACUUUCAAAACACUCCUCCUCCCACUGGCUACUUCACAGUUAAUGACUCUGGGUUCUAGGGUGGGGGCCUUGUUUUUUUGGGUCAGUUUUAUUUUUGUUUGUUUGUUUUUUUUGUUUGUGUAUGUGUGCAUUUUUUGUUGUUUUGGGAAGAUUUUGUUAAAAAACAAAAGAGGUGAUUUCCUGAUGCAAAUGGUUCUGUUUUUCUGGACAGGUCAAGUAAAUAGAUGAGAGUCAUCUUCAAAAGCUGGUAUGGCCCUUUCCUAUGCCUCAGCUUGUGAAACCAACAUUAGGGUGAUGCGAAAGAAAAAAAAAAAUUUAUAAUACUCCACUUUUUUUACUCUAUUUUUUCCCCUGAGAGCCUUUUCCAAUUGCUGGUAGACAGAAUCUGACAUCAGUUUUACCCUCACUGUAGAAGAUUUUAUUAAUAAGAAUGGUGAAUUUGUAGAAUCGUUUGACCAUUUGUUAGGAUAUGAUGUCUUUACCAGAUGAUGCAAUGAUAGCAAAACCUUUUUGUUUUUCAAACAGCAGGCAGACUCACUCAACCCUUGUUUUUGUUCUGGUUUUGCAGUUAGUAGUAGGAAAGGAAUAAUCGAUGAAAGAGGUAUUCCCACAGGGCUGAUUUUAUUGUCAGAUUCUGAGAGCAUGUAGUAAUGUACUGCUUGAUUUGCCUGCCUUAACUUGAGAUUACAGAUAAUGAGCUGUUUCCCACAUUUGUUCAUGGGCUACUAGUAACCACUAUGUCGGACCUAAGAGAAGAAGGGCAGCAGGGAAUCACACGAAUCAAUUACUGCUUUCAUCUCAGUGUGGUCUUUCUUCCAUCACUGACUGAAUGGACAGGCCAAAGAAAAGGAAAAGUGUGGCUGGAGAUGUAUGGAGAGACAAAACCAAAAUGAAAAAUUGUGUCCUAAAUGCACCGCUGGAGUCAGUGGAUAAAAUUGUCUCAUCCAGUGGAGUUUCACACAUAGGAAGUAGCCAUCAUUUUGGCCCCUUUUAAAAAUAAAAUAUUAAAAACUAACUCACUGAGGCCUUGAUUCAGGAAAGUAUCUUUAUAUGAGAAAUGUCAUACAUGUAUGUAAGUGCUUUUCUGGCUUGGGGUCUUGGCAGAGAUCCACUUAAUUGUAAGUCAUGUUACCUGUCUAUGUGGAAAUCAAGGCACAUACAUACACAUACAACUGGGUUAUUUUGCCUAAGUCUUUUUUGUUGAGGGUAAGGUCUUGUUGUGUUAGUUGUAUAUGUGUUCUACAAGGAAUCAGACUGCUCUCAUGUAGAGAACAUGCAAGACAUUGGCUUAGGGAAGGUAAAUCUUCCGUGUUUCCUUUUCGCAUUCAAAAGCACAGGACUUUAUCACCAGCCUAUAUUAGAGCUUGAGUCUCUGUUCCUACUUAAACUGUGCAUGUACAGGGACAAGCUUCCCGUGACACUAGGAGAAAUCACAGCAGUGAGCUUAGCCUAAAUCCACAUUUAAAUGUGAAUACCUUCUCACUCAGGAGUAUUUGUAUUUGGGAUUUUGAUUAUUGAGGCUAGAGAUAUUUUGAGGUCUUUUUUUGGACACCAGCGUUUGAGUUUGUUCAAAGCUAGAGAUUUAGAUUAGGUUCAUACUGUGAAAAGGUUGCACUUCAAUCACAUGUUUUCAGAAGGAAGAAGUACAAAAAUAACUCUUGUGGUUCUUAGAACUCAUAGUUGGCUUCACUGGAGCAACUAAUUUAAAUAAAAUAAAUGUAAGGGCACAUAGUGUUCCCAUUGUGAGCUCCUGGUUCAAUGGUAGCUCUGGGGUAGAUUUUCUGAGGAAAGCGGGGUGCUGGGAGGACAGUGGCCCCGCAGCCAGCAUUGAGCACGCUCCAUGUUGUGUGACAAGCUGUGUCACCACGUAGCACUUUCCCACCUCCCCUUUUCCCCUCCUCCAUCAGCAUUCAACCCCGAUAAGAGUGGUAGAAUAUGACUUCCAGCUCUGACCAUGCUCUUUGAAGGCACAUUGAUGAAAUAUGCAGAGCUGAAUACCACAGUGGUGAUUCAGUCCCUGCUUCAUCUGGCUUCUCCCUGAAGUCAGGGAGAACAUACCCUCACUGAGUGGCUGGUCAGAGGUACAGGAUGAGUUAGUCAAUAUUUUUUAAGUUACUCUUACCUAAUGUACAGUGACUAAAGAUGCCUUAGAUUAUGCACAGUAGAAUAAUAAUAAUUUUAAAAACCUGAAUCUUCAUCUGUUUCUGAUAAUAUACUUUCUUUUCUUUCUGGGAGUGACUGCUUUUAGAGAGCAAAGCCAGACUGCUUGAUUCAUGGCUGGUCAGUUCUUGUUUCUCAUGCACUGGCACAAAGGUGUGAAAUCAGACUGGAAAAUAUUCUUCCUCAGUGUUAGGGUUGUUCCCCACUGGCAGAAGCUGAUAACUAAGUGGUGGAUUUGCCAUCUCUUGGGGACUACAGAUCAGAGCUGCCAUUCUAGAAGAGAUGCUAUGGUCAGAGUUACUGAUCUCAGCACACAGGUAUGCAGCAAAAUGUUUUGCAAUAUGCAGGCAGUCAGAGCUAGCUCUUAACAUUCUCCUGCUCUUUUAAAAUCAUUUGGAUAAACUACAGAGGAUUAGUAGCGUUUUUAAGAAUUUUUUGUCAUGCGAAGAAAUGCCCAUGAAAUCUAUUAACUUGGAAAUAUAUAAAGUGAAAGGAAAAUCUAGAAAUUGAAAACCUACAAAGAGACUAGGCCAGAUGAAAGCAUCUAUCGUGGGGUCCCCUCCCAGGAUCACACCUACAUUCCUCUAUUCUGCCUCCCCACCUCCUGAGAACACUCUGCAGCAUUGUGCUAGUGCAUUGUGAGCCAAGGAAUGGUAUGUUUAGACACCUCCCAGUUAAACUAGAGAUCAGCCACUGUGCAAUUGUGUAAAAAAAUAAUAAAUAUUUUAAAAAAUAUACAAAACUGCUUUCUCUUAUUUUAUUCCACAAAAUGAAACUACCAAAAAAAAAAAAAAAAAAAAAAAAAAAAAAAAGACGGAAAAGGAGAAGAUGUUCAUCAGCUAAUGGCCUGUGUUUACAGAGUGAGAAAGAAUUUCUGGUUUUACAUCCUUACCUAAAUUUCCCCAGAUGUAUUGAAAUUAUCUUUUCAGAUGCCUUCCUUUUCCAUCUGCAGUAAGACUAUUCAAGCAAUGAAUAAGUCAGAAAUUCUGAAAAUUUAAGGCCCGUGCCAUUGGCCUCAUGCUGAAAUUCUACAGAAUUAUUUGUGAGGACCCACCAGUAGGCACAGGCUGGGAAGCUGUGUGAUAAAAGACGGCGCUCUUCUGCCUCUGCGCAGGGACUGCUGGUGCUCCCAGAAAUCUCUGCCUUGCUGGAAGAGCACCAGGCAUCUUCUGCUUCCCAGAAACUCUUGUGUAACUUGAGAGGGAGAAUCCAGGCACAUUACCCCCUUAAAAUAGGAAGGAAUACCUUUGCAAGUAUCCCUGUCAGUGCUUUUGCCUUUAGUUGGGACUGGUGUUCAGGGAAUUAGCAGACCUUUGACUCAUGGUGAUGUAGUGCUUGAACUCUUGGACACACUAUAAUUAAAAAUAAAAAAAGAAAGAAAAGGAAGCAGUAUGUUUUUAUAGAAUCAUAGUAUCAUAGAAUCGGAAUAGUUUGGAUUGGAAGGGACCUUUAAAGGUUAUCUGGUUCAACCCCCAUUUUCAACUGACAUCUUCAACUAGAUCAGGUUGCUCAGAGCCUGGCCUUGAGUAUUUCCAGGGAGGGGGCAUCUACCACCUCUCUGGGCAACCUGUUCCAGUGUUUCACCACCCUCAUUGUAUCCUGUUAAUUAUUGAAAUGGCCCAAAGGGUGACAGUACUCUGGGCUGCCCUCAAUCAGUGUUUUGAACCUUGCAUUUCUGUGACAACAUGCAAGAAGAGUUCACACAUGUAAAAGAAGGGAUUUGUAUAUUUUUUUAAUUAAUUGUUUUUAAUGCAAAAACAUGUGAGGUACGCUCUCAAAAUGCUUAAGUCAAUCAGCUUUCCUUACAAACACAUGAUUUUUUUUCAAAAGUUAUAUGGUCAGAAGUCUAUGUUUAGUUGUAAAGAGAUGAUGGAUGUCACUACUGUUUUCCAUGUUGGACAAAAAAGAUAGAUGCCAGAAGGCAACAUUUUUUUUUUUUUUCCAGAUGAUAAAAUAUGUGGUAGAUUAAAAAAAGAAAUUUUGCAAUUUUAAACUUAAAACAUAUUUCAGAGUAGUAAAUCCAGGCAGACUGAUGUUUAUGUAAAAGUGCAGCCUUUUGUAUAGCUCCAUCUGGUGUAAACACACUAUGUAUUAAUACAUUAGGACAUUUAGCCAUCAGAGUUAAUUUGGAAUUUGGAAGCCUGGUCCCUGAUGGGCGAAUGAAAGAGACAAAUUCAUUUUUCUUGAUGUUUCUUUUUUCGAGCAUAAAUUUUGUAGUUGGAGAGAAACUUUCCAAAAUGUAGUUGGUUAUGCCAGAGAAAAAUGGUAUAUGGUGGUGUUUUUUGCAAACUACCCUUUAAAUAUGCCAAUGUUUGUAUAUGUACUUACAGAGUCUUAUAAACUCAGUCUGGAAGCAAAAAUAUUUCAAACUAGAUAGCUGAUAGUGCUGUGCUGCUUUGUAAUCAGAAAGUCCGUGAGCUCACUUAGCUAAAGGCAAAUACUUCUGCUGUUAGUCCUUGCAAAUUCUAUGGUGGGUCCCAAUCAUGACUUUUAAUUAAAAAGUACAAUAACCUAUUCAAAUUAGAAAUUAUGGAAUCUGACAAGGACAGUACUUUUUUUUGCUUCAAGUAGAUAAACUAGUCCAUCUCCAGGAACUCAUGAGAUGGUCCUAAGUAUUUCUUAUUGGCUUCUUUUUCAUCACAUUUCGUUUUAUAAUAAUAAAACUCAUCAUCCUGUGCUAGCCACGUUAGCUAUUUGUACUCAGCAGAUGACAGCAUAAUCAAGUCCCUCUCUGUUACUCUUAAUCCAUCACCUCACCCAAUAACUGCAAACAACAGAGCGAUCCUGUGCUUUUGCACAUGCUGAUGUCAGAGCUGUGCUGGUGUAGUGUCUGAACAUCAGCACUCAAAAGCAGGAACAUCUUGGCUGAGGAUGGGAAGGAGCCCUGCAGCACCGACUCCAUGGAAAUUGUUCUGGGGAGUGGGCAACAGUGCUGGCCAGCUAGAAAGGAGGGAAAAAAACAUGCUUUCACAUUUUAAGGCAUAAAUUCAGCUCCAUCCAAAGUGGGUACAGAGGUUUUUCCCGCUUGUGUUACCUACAACAUGAGCAGGUCUGCUCCAGUCUCCGUUUAGUGUCAGGUGUGCGUCCUAACCUAGUGCUCCCCCUGCUUCCACAGGCAGACAGUUUUGCAACCCCAGACAAACAUUUCUUGUCCAAUUACUGUGAUCAAAGCAGGAGCAGGGCAGGUCACUACUGCCCGUGCCAUUAUCUUCUGUUAAAAUGAAAUGCUGGGCAUGCAUUUCCACUUGCUGAGACUGCCCUCUCAUUGCCGCAAUGUCCCUUUUGAUCCCCAGCAAACACCAAGGGUUCUGAUCUGUACCCAAGCAGGACUGGGACUUUGAGGCAUCAGAUCUCUCUGCUCUGGUGACUUAACUACCGGGUAGAAGAAAAUGAAGCUACUUCCAGACAAGCUGGCUGAGGACCUGAAGCUCAGUUUUAGUGAAUUUAUUUACCCUCAUACCUAAGCACGUGACAGCACUCACUCACAAGACUCGCAGCACACCCUAGGCAUUUUGUAUUCUUUCAGUUUCUUCCAAGUGCAUAUGUAUUGACUGCUGUGUGCUCGUAACACCCUGGUUUUAGAAGCUACCCAGUGGUAGGAGGAAUAUACAUAAUCCCAUUGUCUCUGCUGGUGGUCGUAGGAGUACAUUCAUAAACAAAAUUACUCAUGGCCAUUGGGGUUUUCUAGUGAUAAAACCUAGCAGUAGAAUGACAGAGGGAGCAUUUUCCUUUUCUUCUUGCUUGGAUGAUAUUUUUAUACACUUUUAUAUGCAAUUUUUUUAAAUAUUUGCUAUUUUUAUUGUAGGGUUCUGGUUGGGUUUUUACCAGACCUUCUGGUUGUCUACAGGCCCAGAUUCUCACAGGAGUAUUUCCCUUCCCUUUUCUCCUCCCCCUUCUUCCCCAAUAGACAAAAGCCAUUGCGUUUGCAACAUCAGCUUAGAGUGAAAUACCACCUAGGGCCUGAUCACUCUUUCAGUUGCACUGAAAUCAAAGGAAGUUGCAUGCAAAGUCCUGCUGGUCCCACCGAGUGUCUGGGGCCAAAGACUAAAUAACCGGAACAUAUACAGCUAAUUACGAACAGGGCUGUCUGUGCCAAGCAAAGGCUUGGGGUAGCUCUGUGUUCCUUUGCUGUGGUAGGAGCUGUUGCCGCCACAACGUAUUUAAAUAAGACUAUAUCUCUCUCUUUGUUAUGAUGACGCAUGUAGGCACUUCAAUCAAAGUCAUACCCCAGCUGCACCUACCUUCAGCAGGGAGGAAGGGUCGACAUUGUGGCUUGUCUGUGACAGUAGAUUUCACUGCUCUUGUGGUUAACCCUAUAGUGACAGGCCCCAAAUAAAGUUAAGAAACAUUAAGCUUAUUGGUAGGAAGGAUAAGGGGAAAUUAAACAAAUUCAAGGAUCUUGGUCUUGUAAAAUAACCUUUUCUCAGCUAGCAUUCUGCAGGGAAUUCUAUGUAUGAAGUUUAACAUAAACUUUAGAGUAUAUUUAUAUUAGCAGAACUGAUAAUAGAGAUGUCUUUCUUGAACUGAACUAAAAUAAACAAGACACCUGUUCUCUCACGUUUUUUGAGGAAGAUAGAGGCAGGUUAUGGUAUUUUGCAGCAGGGAUAGAAAACAUUAAAAAACAUGCUGAAAGCAAAAGUCAACAUGUUUGCUCUUGAGACAGGGUGGGUAGGGUAAUAAAAAACAUCUUAUUUGGUUUGUUAAGACUCAUAA